GCCUAUUCUGGGAGUGUCGCCGAUGUCUCAUCCCAAGAUACCGGUUUUAGUCGAGAAAUAACUGAAAAUAAUAUACUGUUCUCAAAUUCAACAGAACUUUCCACUAACUGCAGUGGCAAGAUGAUGCACUUCCUGUUGCUCUUCAGCCGACAGGGGAAGUUGCGGCUGCAGAAGUGGUUCACCCCGCUCCCGGAUCGAGAGAAGAAGAAGGUGAUCAGGGACAUGACCCUGAUGGUGCUGGCCCGCCCACCACGCUCUUGCAACUUCCUGCAAUGGAGGGACCUCAAGAUCGUCUACAAGAGGUAUGCCAGUCUUUAUUUCUGCUGUGGUCUGGAAGACCAGGACAAUGAGCUGCUGACCCUGGAGGUGCUACAUCGAUAUGUGGAGCUUCUGGAUAAAUAUUUUGGCAAUGUGUGUGAGUUGGAUAUCAUAUUUAACUUUGAAAAGGCCUACUUCAUCCUGGAUGAGUUCCUAAUGGAAGGGGAGAUCCUGGAAACCUCCAAAAAAGCUGUAGGGACCUCCAUAGAGGAAGCCGACUCCCAACAGGAGACAAUGGAGGAAUACAUGAGUAAGCCUACAUACUGACAUACAAGAACAUUUAAGACAUAUCGAGAUUAAGAAUUGAGAAUACUUUGUCACAGUUGUUUUUACUAUUUUUUUCUACAAACAUUUGACUUUGAAUUUACAUUUGUAUCUGUUUGAUUAUUUGUAUCAAGCAAGUGUGUGUUACUUUCAGAGAAUUACUGUGCAGGGGGAAAUGUGUCGCGAGAAUUGUAAUAGGAGAUAUAUCACUGUUAUAUUCUUCUGUUGUGUGCGAUACCUGUGAAAAGUUGAUUAUCUUAGUGUCUUUCACGUUUAAUUCGAUUACUGCCUCUGCAUUCACUACAUUUGUCAAAUGUCUCAGGGUUGAUAACUUACCUUUUCAAAUGCUUUCAUUUAAAAGUGUUUUACUUCUUAGUGUCCUCUGAAUACUAUAGGUUUAAUAAAA
Hypomesus transpacificus is the source of this 988-nucleotide messenger RNA. RefSeq names its product adaptor related protein complex 1 subunit sigma 3a (gene ap1s3a). The coding region runs from base 121 to 585 and encodes 154 amino acids. Gene Ontology annotation, molecular function: clathrin-cargo adaptor activity. The record is from RefSeq and is a predicted model, not a curated record. The transcript has 5 exons. Lineage: Eukaryota; Metazoa; Chordata; Actinopteri; Osmeriformes; Osmeridae. Gene Ontology annotation, cellular component: AP-1 adaptor complex; membrane coat; intracellular membrane-bounded organelle. Gene Ontology annotation, biological process: intracellular protein transport; vesicle-mediated transport.